AUGGCGAAACGCCCCAGGAGUCCCUCUCCUAGCAAGGAUGCUUCGGGAGAUUCAGACCACGAUUAUUGGAUCUCUGAGAUUAUCGACGAUCGCGCAUCCCAAUUCCAGGCCUUCUUCUCCCCAACCAUGCCAGCAAAGGAGCUACAGAAUCUGGAUCGAAUCAAAGAUGCUUCUCACCGUAUUCUAGCAUGGAGAAAACCCUCAUCGCAAAGAACUCUAGUGGGUGGCGUGCAUACGCUCGAAACUGGUACAGACGAUGAUGGAGAGCGAUAUGGAGGCCGUCACGUACUCAAAAUCCUCGAGGAAAUGCGUGUGGAGGGUGCUCUUGUCGUCGCGCGUUAUUAUGGGGGUGUCAUGCUUGGUCCUGUUCGGUUUGCCCAUAUCGAGAAUUCUGCCAGGGACGCGAUCCGGGCUUGGCGGCAAAACGAUGACAGCGAAGGCCAGAAGCGUAGGCGAAUCGAGGACGAAGAUAUGGAGAAAGCGAGUUUGAUCGUCGAACUGGCGGAUCGAGACCAGAACAUCCUGGUAUUGAGGCGGCUUCUAGAGGAUAAGACGAAAGAAACACAGCCCCAUGCAGAACAGAAACCCCACUCACGGCCCCCUAUACCGGCACCUGAUUACAGUAGCAUGCCUCUUGAGCGCCUGCGACAGUUCGACAAAGCACGAGACAGCACUGUCGCGUUUCUUCUGAAGAAGAUUGAUGAAGCAGAAAAGCAGAUUAGCCUAAAACACGGGAGCCCCGAAAUCCGCGAAACUGGUAGUGGCACCGAGAACAACUCCAGUACAGACCCGAAGCAUGACAAACGUGCACCUCUCAUGCCCUUCGAAGAGGAAGAAUCGAGCGAUGAUAACGAUAACAGCUAA
Aureobasidium melanogenum CBS 110374 is the source of this 864-nucleotide messenger RNA. RefSeq lists its product as uncharacterized. Gene Ontology annotation, cellular component: cytoplasm. The transcript has 2 exons. NCBI's taxonomy places the organism in Eukaryota, Fungi, Ascomycota, Dothideomycetes, Dothideales, Saccotheciaceae. Gene Ontology annotation, biological process: regulation of translational initiation. Bases 1 to 864 code for a protein of 287 amino acids. The record is from RefSeq and is a predicted model, not a curated record.